Molecule: messenger RNA, 1757 nt
Organism: Microcebus murinus (gray mouse lemur)
Lineage: Eukaryota; Metazoa; Chordata; Mammalia; Primates; Cheirogaleidae
Source: RefSeq, a predicted model, not a curated record
CGCUGGGUCUUGUGGGUGGAAUCGCACUGACUGGGUUUGGCUUUUCGCACGAUGCUGCGCCUGGGAGACCUGAAGCUGACGCCGCGUAAGUGUGAGGAAGAGAGGGGGUGGUUGGCUGCAUGAAUCUGGAGUCGACGCCUUGGUUGUGCAGUCUGAGCCUUCUCUUCUCAGCUGAAUGUGCUGAUAGCAAGGGGCGGGAAACGGGCUUCGUGUCCCCAGAUCGGGACUCUUGAAUUAGUUUUAGCAGAAGAGAAAUGGAGGAGCCAUAGAACAUUAAGGAUGAAUUCAGGAAGGCCUGAGACCAUGGAAAACUUGCCUGCUCUCUACACUAUUUUCCAAGGAGAGGUUGCUAUGGUGACAGACUAUGGAGCAUUUAUCAAAAUCCCUGGCUGUCGGAAGCAAGGUCUGGUCCAUCGAACUCAUAUGUCAUCCUGUCGGGUGGAUAAGCCCUCUGAAAUAGUAGAUGUCGGAGACAAAGUGUGGGUGAAGCUUAUUGGCCGAGAGAUGAAAAAUGAUAGGAUAAAAGUAUCCCUCUCCAUGAAAGUUGUCAACCAAGGGACUGGGAAAGACCUUGAUCCCAACAACGUUAUCAUUGAGCAAGAAGAGAGGAGGAGGCGUUCCUUCCAGGAUUACACUGGGCAAAAGAUCACCCUCGAGGCUGUCCUGAACACUACCUGCAAGAAGUGUGGCUGUAAAGGCCACUUUGCAAAAGAUUGCUUCAUGCAGCCGGGUGGGACCAAAUACUCUCUGAUACCUGAUGAGGAAGAGGAGAAGGAAGAAGCAAAGACAGCAGAAGUUGAGAAGCCUGACCCCAUGAAGAAUUCUUCUAGAAAAAGAAAGAAGGAAAAGAAGAAAAAGAAACAUAGAGACAGGAAGUCGUCUGACUCUGACAGCUCAGACUCUGAGAGUGAUACAGGCAAGAGGGCAAGGCACACAUCAAAAGACAGCAAGGCAGCAAAGAAGAAGAAAAAGAAGAAGAAGCACAAGAAGAAGCACAAGGAGUGAGAGUAGCAAGAGUGCAGAGGGUGGUUGAGAGUAGGAACCAGGGGCCUUGUGCCUUGAAGCCCUGGCUCCUAGAAAGACUCAACAGUGAGAAUAUGGCUUUCCACCCCAUUAAGUUCACUCCCAUGGGAGAUGCGUCCCCUCGUGCAACAGGCAGGUUUGAGAGUUAGAGGUCACAAGUAGCUGCCUGAAUGAGUUGUUGUUUCCUUGUCACUCCUGGUCCUUUUGCAAGUGACCCCUGCAGCUCACACAUUCAUUCAUCCAGCUUCCUUCAUUCAGCAGGAGGUCCUAUUACCUUCUCCAGCGGCCACUGCCAGAGCCGGAUUCCUGCACAGGAGUCCAGGCUAGCGCCACAGGGACUGCUGUGUUGGUAAGUCUGGCUGUAGUUAGAGAACAGAGUGACUAGCCCCUUCUAUUGGUCUGUUUGGGCUGACUGGUGUGUGAUCUCUGCUGCAUCCAACAUAGAGGCAGAGACUGGCAGCCAGAGGGAGGAUGUGUUAAGAAGUGGUGCUCACCCUUUCCAUCCCCCAGCAUGGUUCUGUGCUAGAAGGGACAGCCAGUGGCCACAGCCAGAAAACGAUCAUUUGCCGUGUGACUUAGCUAGUGUAUGACAUUCCAGCGGACCACUGAACUGGACAGCUGAAACCAAGAUCAUUGUUCCACUUUGUAUUUACUACUGUGUAAGUCAGUUGAUUCUACUUCAGGUCCCUGCUUAAAUUCCUGGCACUAAAUGGAAGUGUGUUUGGUUUUAAACU